Molecule: messenger RNA, 1711 nt
Organism: Ziziphus jujuba (common jujube)
Lineage: Eukaryota; Viridiplantae; Streptophyta; Magnoliopsida; Rosales; Rhamnaceae
Product: toll/interleukin-1 receptor-like protein
Exons: 4
Coding region: 49-840 (263 amino acids)
Biological process (GO): signal transduction; defense response
Molecular function (GO): ADP binding
Source: RefSeq, a predicted model, not a curated record
GAGCGUUUUGGUAUCGGAAUCGGAGACGAGCAAGCUUGGGUUACAAACAUGGCUUCUUCUUCUUCUUCUUCUCCUGCUCAAGAAAAGCAUGAUGUGUUUCUAAGUUUCAGAGGUGAGGACACCCGUUUUGGUUUUACUAGCAAUCUCUUUCAUGCUUUGCGUGGAAAGAGUAUCCAAGCCUACAUGGAUGAUCAAGAGCUUGAAAGUGGCCACGAAAUCUCACCACAACUUAUGAAAGCGAUUCAGGAAUCUAAGAUUUGCAUCAUAGUUUUGUCCCAAAAUUUUGCAUCAUCGACAUGGUGUUUGAAUGAAUUGGUGCACAUACUUGAAUGCAAAGGAAAUGAGAAUGUUAUACCGAUUUUUUAUAACAUAGAUCCAUGCAUUGUACGGAAACAAUCGAAAAGUUAUGCAGAAGCAUUUGCGGAACAUGAACAACGCUUUAAGGACAAACCGGAAGAGGUGAAGCAGUGGAGGGCUGCUCUAACAAAAUUGGCUAAUAUGUGCGGUUAUGAUUCAAAGAAUUUCAGGGAUGAGCAUGAGUUGGUUAAAAAAAUUGCUGAAUAUAUUUUAUUGAAAUUGCCCAUGUACCAAUUAACAAAUUAUGGAGACCUCAUUGGAAUUGAAGAGCCUUUCAAGGAAAUUGAAUCAUUAUUAAGCAUUGGCAAAAUGGAUGUUCGCAACAUAGGUAUUUGGGGCAUGGGGGGUAUCGGUAAGACCACCCUUGCUAGCCUUGUGUUUCAAAGAUUUUCAUCUUCUCAUUUUGAUGCUUAUUGCUUUCUUGAGGAUAUUCCAGAAGAAGCAGAUAAUACAAAUCACUUGAGAAAAAGACUUUUUUUAUGAGUUAUUAGGGGAUGAAAAUCUUCUACGCAUGAACACUCCGAUUCUAGGAUCAAGAUCUAUUCAAGAUAGACUCCGCUGUAAAAAGGUUUUUAUCGUUUUAGAUAAUUUGAAUGGGAGAAGUUCCAAAUUAAAUGAUUUAUUUGAAGGAUAUCAACUUGCUAAUGGAAGUAGAAUCAUUGUCACAAGUAGAGAUAAGCAACUGCUUAUGACAAAGAAUUGUCAAAUUUACCAGUUGAAUGGUUUAUAUCACCGUGAUGCUCUUCAGCUCUUUUGUUUCCAUCCUUUUGAACCAAAUUCACUUGCAACAUGUUAUGAGGCUUUAUUAGAAAGUGUUGCACAUUAUGCAAAGGGCAAUCCAUUAGCUCUUAAAGUCUUAGGUUCUUCCCUUAAGUACAAAAGCGUAGAAGAAUGGAAAAGUGCAUUGGAUAAGCUGAAAACUGAUCCAGAUCCUGAAAUUAAAAAAGUGUUGAGAAUAAGUUACGAUGGAUUAGGCGAUAAAAGCAUCCAGGGUAUUUUUCUUGACAUUGCAUGCUUCUUUAUCUAUCAAGCACCUAGGGAAGAAGUAGAAAGCAUAUCAAACCACACUGAUGCAACAAUAGGAAUAAGUGUUCUCAUUGAUAAAUCCUUAAUAAUUGGAAGUAAAGAAAGACUGGGAAUGCAUGAUUUACUACGGCAAAUGGCUCGGGCAAUUGUUUGUGAUGAAAGCAAAGAUUGUGGCAAUCGUAGUAGGCUCUGGAAUAAUAAGGAUUCCUGCCAUGUAUUGGAAAGAAAUACAGGAACCUCUGCAAUUGAAGGCAUAUUAUUGGAUCUGUCUCAACUCAGAAAAGAUGUAAAAGUGACCCGUACGGCAUUUUCAAAGAUGUUCAAUCUA